Messenger RNA from Anguilla rostrata (American eel), 3717 nucleotides. RefSeq names its product zinc finger protein 385B-like. The transcript has 9 exons. Lineage: Eukaryota; Metazoa; Chordata; Actinopteri; Anguilliformes; Anguillidae. Bases 242 to 1741 code for a protein of 499 amino acids. Gene Ontology annotation, cellular component: nucleus. The record is from RefSeq and is a predicted model, not a curated record. Gene Ontology annotation, molecular function: nucleic acid binding; zinc ion binding.
CGCAACAGAGCCAGGCUCUACACCGUGAAGAUGAGAAAGUAGGACAUGUUCAUGCGUUCAGGUUGCCCCUCAAGGCCCCGGGAUGAGCAUGCGUGAAGAGAACCACGACUAACCAGGACAGCACACACCGCUGUCAAACAUUCGGAACAGAGUGGCAAGGGGACGCUUCUCUGCGCUACUUGGAAGGAACAAACUCUGUUUAACUCAAGUAGUCAGCGUUUGCACCGUAUUUGCGAGAGGUAUGAAGAGACCCCUCAGUCCCACUCAUCUUCUGGACAACGGGGGGAUGUGCGCCCCCUUUGGCGCCUACAGGGAAGUGGAGGAGCCUGGCCCAGGCCACGCCCACUCCCAGCGGGAGAAGAAGACGCCGUUCUCCCUGUGCGAGGUCUGCAACAUCCAGCUCAGCUCCGCCGCCCAGGCCCAGGUCCACUACCACGGGAAGUCACACCUGAAGAGGGUCAAACAUCUUAGCAACGGAGAGGCUCCUACGGCAACUGGCCCCGCCCCCAUCCCCGGCCACGCCCCCCUCUCCACCAUCAGCACCGGAAGUCCGUGUCAGAGCAGUACGCUCCCGGCUCUUGUGCGGACCCCUUCCCUGAUGCCGCCACAGUCCGUGUUGGAUGUGAAGCCCUUUCUGUCUUUCCCAGUGGACAGUGCAUCUCCCGUUGGACUCUUUCCCAACUUCAACACAAUGGACCCUGUGCAGAAAGCUGUAAUUAACCACACGUUUGGAGUCUGUGUCCCACCAAAGAAGAAGCAAGUCAUUUCCUGCACUGUCUGCCAGCUGCGCUUCAACUCUGACAGCCAGGCGGAGGCACACUACAGAGGCAGUAAACACGCCAAGAAGCUGAAAGCACUGGACUCCAGCAAGAACAAGCAGAAAACCACACCUACCAAGGACAGCACCAAGACAAUGGGCUCCUGCCCCUCCCCGGCCACCAGUAGCAGCGCUGAGCCUCUGGAGAACAGCAUGGCCUCCCCGACUGUGCCGAAAACCUUGGCUCCGCCCAAAGCUCCGGUCCCCACGGCGACGGGCGUGUCAUUGUCGUCCUGCCUCCCCAGGCCCACGUCCCAGCCAGCACCCAGCAGCUCUCCCGCGGAGGCCGCCAAUCAGGCCCUGCUCACAGCCACGCCUCCAACCACGGCCGAAUCAGAGGAGGAGAGGGCCAGAAAACUCCUGUACUGCUCGCUAUGCAAAGUGGCCGUCAACUCCCUGUCUCAGCUGGAGGCCCACAGUACAGGCUCUAAGCACAAAACCAUGCAGGAGGCCCGGGACGGAGCAGGCCCCAUCAAGGCCUACCCUCGGCCCGGGGCCAAGCUCAAGGUCCAGGCCGCUGUGAUCAAAGGAUCCGGCUUGCAGAACAAAACGUUUCAUUGUGAAAUCUGUGAUGUCUACGUGAACUCAGAAAUUCAGCUCAAACAGCACAUCUCCAGCAGGAGGCACAAGGACAGAGUGGCAGGGAAGCCUCUGAAGCCCAAAUACAGCCCCUACAGCAAGCAGCAGCGCGGAAACACAGCACUGGCGGUGAAACUGGCGCUUCAGAAGGACCUUGCCAAGCCGUUAUCCCCGGCCUUCAUUUCCAGCCCCUUCUGCCCGACGAGCAUGGCCUCCCUCCCCCUCCACGCCCGGCCCAGCACCCCCCUCUUUCAGACGCCCGCUCUGCCCCCCCCCUUCCUGCGCCCCACUCCGGGGCCCAUACGGCCAGCCGUAGGGUCCGCCAUCCUGUUCUCUCCAUACUGACCCCGGCGCAGACCCUGCACAUGGCCUGUUCCAGCAGAGCCAAAAUGGCGCCUUCCACCCAGGACCUUCAUGGAAAAAACACGUAGUUAUCAAAGUGGUUUUACCCGCAACUGCACCCAUCGAUCCCAGCUUCUAGACAAGAGUUUUUGCAUCGCAUGCAGCGUGUAAGUACUGCAAAGGCAUCAAACCUCUUCCUGAAUGACUUGAAUUUCCAGUCUUCCAAAACAAUGAAACGGACACCUCCGACUCCAAUGCAGAUUUUAGUGUUGAGGAGAGCCUCCCCCCAGACUGAGACGCUACGCAGUUUCAGUCCCAGCUGAAUUCAGUCAGAGACGUUUCAGCCUCAGCGCUGUGCUGAAUUCUGUAAUGCAGGUGAAGAGCUGUGAGCACAGCUCAGCUAAAGCUGACUUAUUUUAUGUUUAGCCAUCUGGAUAUGGUUAUGGUUCGUUCUGGUCUGUUAUGGUUUUGCAAUUCUUUUUUCCCCCCCUGAAGAGAACGCUCCAGAAAACUUAGGAUUAAACAGUUUCUGAGCAGCUGUGCUGUUUCAUCAAAGGCUUUAAGUGUUUCUGUGUGCGGUUCAGCGGCGGUGAAGCCUACACCGUCUCUCUGGGCCCUACGGAAAGCUCGUCCCAGCAGAGCCAAAAUGGCGUCACUGACUGUUCUUAAGCAGGUUUUUCUGUUCAGAGAACAACAUGAUUUAGAAUUGCCCAGCACUAUGAGUCCUGCCUGUUCUUUGGCAGAGAAAUGAUGAACCUUCUGUGCAGUGUAAUGGAGCUGCAUUGUGGUGUGACAUUUACAGUGAUGCAAUAAUGGGCAGAAUCUUAGAUAUUUACAAUCAGAACAGUCUAUUUAAAGGCAAUAACAACUGUGUAGUAUUGGGAGAAUAGUACAUAGAAUAUAGAUGCAAUGGUUCGUAUUUUUUUAAUUUAAAAAGCAAUCCACACCAGGAACGACACAGAGUUGUUCAAUCGACUGUAGAGUGUUAAUUUAGUGAAUAAUAUGUAUGUACAAUAGACAAUUCUGUGUAUAAAAAUGUACCUUUUUAAUAAAAAUAUAUAUAUUUAAAUGAGCUUUUACUGUGCAUUGUUUUUUUUAUUAAAAUGAAUGUGAGUAUCAAAGGAGAUACUGUGAGGUAAAAGUUUGACUGUCCAUGGAUUUUGAUUUUUGCCUGCAUUCCGGAGGAGUCGUAAAGAUCAGAAGGCUGUAAACACAGCUGAAAAGACAAUUGACCUUGCAAUCUGGAGGUUGCUGUGAGACCAUCUCACAACCUUUUUACCCCACCAACUCUUGUGGGCUACAGGAACAAGGAUAAACAGAUGACCAGAACAGUGUCUGUUUUCACGUCAUAAAAUAACCUAGUCACCGCUGGGUCAGACAGGAACCUGGUUGACCAUUACCCACGCUGUGGACUGAUGAAAGCAUUCUAUGUAUGUGCAUGUAAAUAACGGAAUGAUAUGGUAAAUGUGGUGGACUGUGAAUAAUAUCACCUGAAAUGCAGGGAACACAGUAUGUUAUACAGAUUGACACAUUGAGCUGUUAUAAGUUGGCGUAGGGUGGUUUAUCCCAAGUAUGUAUUGUCUACAUAAGUUCUUGAAUUAUAGGAAGGACCAUCACCUUGGGCCUCCUUAUGAAAGUAUCUAAGAGACGCAUUCCAUUGUACAAAGUAUCUUAUUACUGUCACUAGAUUUUUAAUGGUUCCCCUGUGCCUACAGGAGAGGGGGAGUAUGCUCACUGGAGGAGAAUAGUGGGGGUGUGUCUUUUCUCUUAUUGAAUGGCUGUCUUUAUUUGUCUUGCUUUGCAAAAUACCUUGUUCACCUUCAAUUGCCUAUCCUUGGUUAUCAUCAACUGUCAUAUUCAUUAUAAACUCUUUUCCCUCUUCAGUGCAUCUACCAUACGUGGUUUGCAUAUACGCUGACCAGGGUGUGCAUCCCUGCAAGGACCAAUCAGUGUAUUGGCCUUAUAUAUGGAUUAGGGCA